Zophobas morio is the source of this 898-nucleotide messenger RNA. RefSeq lists its product as uncharacterized. The record is from RefSeq and is a predicted model, not a curated record. The coding region runs from base 153 to 845 and encodes 230 amino acids. The transcript has 5 exons. NCBI's taxonomy places the organism in Eukaryota, Metazoa, Arthropoda, Insecta, Coleoptera, Tenebrionidae.
UAUAGAUUAAACAAAAAAUAAUGAACUUAUAAACAUUUUGAAGAGCAUUUUUAAUAACAUGCAGAAGGCUGCAGGCACAGAAAACAGUACUAUAAAGAAAUUUGCUGCAGUUUUGGGAAUAUAAUUUUUUAUAGUUUCAGGGGGUAUCAUGGAUGAUCAUAUCCAUACUCUGCAUUGUUUUCUACAUCAAAGAAGUGGAGAAUAUUUCAAUACACACUUACAUGGAAAAGGUCGUAGUGAACAUCUACACAUCUUUCUUGAUAAAUGAUGGGAAAUACACCGAUGGACAAAUCAUAAAUGCUAGAAUUUUUGCUGGUUUCAUGUGGACAUACUUAUUUUUGGAUCUCAUAUGGGUUUUGGUAUCGUUUUAUGUUCUAGGCAAGAAACAAAAGAGAGAAAAACUUGCUCUACGUCUGUGGAGUCUAGCGACAUCUGUGAUCUGUCUUCUAGAUCUAAUUCUAUCCAUCUUGCUUGGUAUUGACUACCAAAACUGUUUCAACGAUGCCUCUAGAGUUGUAUUUGCUGAAUUAGCAUCUGAACAAGUUUGUGCUAAUAUAAUUCUUCCCGUUCUGAUAAUAGCGGCCAAAGGAUUUACCUUGUGGAUAGUAAACGUCAUUUUUGCUUUUAUUUUGUUCAGAAUAUCAACACAGCUCCCUGAUAAACAACAAGAUUCGGCAUCAAAAAAAAUGCAGUCCCUUUUUAUUCCAUCGUCUCAGUUCUAUAGUGAAGGAGAAUAUUCUUCAAGUCUUCAGAUCCUACAAGCAUACAACGAGUUUCCAGUCAUACAAAGGCGAAGUCAGCUUGAAGAACCUUGUGUGCUGAGAAGUCCACUGAAGCUUUUCUAAAAGCUUGUAUAAAACCUGUAAUUUUCGAAAAUACAUAACUUUUUGAUGGUUCA